Molecule: messenger RNA, 1194 nt
Organism: Trichomonas vaginalis G3
Lineage: Eukaryota; Parabasalia; Trichomonadida; Trichomonadidae
Product: ankyrin repeat and protein kinase domain-containing protein family
Exons: 1
Coding region: 1-1194 (397 amino acids)
Molecular function (GO): protein binding
Source: RefSeq, a predicted model, not a curated record
AUGAGUGUUGGCAGAUCUGGCUUUAAAAAGAAAGAGAUGCGCAUACAAUUUGAUCCAAAUAGAGUUGCUCAGAUAAUUAAGGAAAAUGACGUUGAUAGUUUGAUUCAAUAUCACGAAACACAUGCAAUUAGAUUUCACGGACUUUCUAUACCUGAUUCUCCAAUUAAAAACGGACCAUUUGAUACCAAAAACUUAUCAGAAGCUCAUUUAGCUGCAUAUUAUAAUGCAUUUGAGUGUCUCAAAUAUUUAAUUGAAAAUUAUAAAUUACAAUAUGUGAAUACAUCAAGUGGAUUCGAACCAAUACAUUAUGCCACUCUCGGAAAUUCAUUAGAAUGCGUUCAUUAUCUCUGCAAAAUUGCGCAUUAUAAGAUUCCUGAGAUUAAACCAAAACUCUUAAAGAAUUCACCUCUCUAUUUAUCUACAUCUCUUCCAGAUACAACGGUUUUUCAGUUCCUUCUAGAAAAUUUGUCAUUUUCUUUUGAAGAAAUUGAAGUUUCCCUUCAAAAUGCAAUAAAUCUUCGAAAACAGAAUUUCAUCAACAUCAUUAUAAAUCACUUAGAAAGUAACAUCAAUUAUACGAAGAAAUCCCUUAAUCCAAACUUAAUAAAAUCUGUAAUUAAGACAAAUUCAAUAGAAAUCUUAAAAUCUUUAUUCAGACUUCCAAUUAAGCUGUUGUUUAAUUCAACUGAAGAAGCAAACAUAGUUCGUUUAGCAAUUCAAAAAAAUAAUAUUGAAAUGUUUAAUUUGCUCCUGAAACGUCGCUUUAUAGAUAUACCUUCACUCUCUGAAAAGAAUUCAUUACUCCAUUUAGCAGCAAAGACAGGAAAUCCAGAAAUGAUUCAAUUUAUUCUUGAAAAUAUCGAAAAAACAGAUGUAAAAGCAUUGGAUGCAUAUGGAAAUAAUGCUGCGUUUUAUGUAACUAAUCUAGAUGACAUUAAGUCAGUUGAAUGCUUUAAAUUAUUAAUUGAUGCAGGAAUUUCAAUAAAUUCAUGCUGUAAUUCAGUUCAUCUCUUCUCACAUGUUAUCUGUGAUAAUAGGACAAUACCAGAAGUUGUUUUAUUCUUCUUAAACAAUGGAGUUAACUUAGAUUUAGUUGGUCUUUCAGAUAAAACACUGUAUGAGAUAGGAUUGAUCACAGCAUCUCCACUUAAUAAGGAAAUACUUAUUUCAUGGAAGAAAAAUUCCGAAAAUUAA